Hydractinia symbiolongicarpus is the source of this 1098-nucleotide messenger RNA. RefSeq names its product protein F37C4.5-like. Lineage: Eukaryota; Metazoa; Cnidaria; Hydrozoa; Anthoathecata; Hydractiniidae. The transcript has 9 exons. Bases 1 to 966 code for a protein of 321 amino acids. The record is from RefSeq and is a predicted model, not a curated record.
AUGACUGGAGAUAAGCCUGAGAGAAACAAAUUGAACGGAAGUAAUGAUAUUAGAGUGACCUGUUAUGGUAAAGCUACAAUUGUUGAAGUAGCGUAUCAGGAAAAAGCCAUUUCACAAAAAGGUGAAACAGAAGAUGAAUUAAAACUCAAAGCAACAGAAGCUGAAAAGACAGAAAGUUCAAUCAAAGAUUUGACUACUCAGAAGUUGAAACUUGUUGAAAGGAUAAAAUUGGCUGAAAAUGAAAAGGACCUGCUGGAAAAAUAUAGAGUGUGCAUUUCUUCUGAUAAAAAAGACAAAGUUGUUGACGUUUUGGAAAAAAAGAAUGUAGAAAACUUGUUGGGAUUUCUUUCCAUCUACAAUGAUCGUAGAGAAAAGUUGACUGAAUCAGUAUUUUCUUUAAAUGAGAAGCUAGAAGCUACAAAUAAAGAGAUCGACGUUUUAAAAUUUAACUUGGAAAAGUUAAAACCACAAGCUUUGAAAAGAAAAACUGGCAGACAUGCUUCAAUUCUUCUGGAUGUUAAAGAGAAAGGUUCAGUCUUAUUGGUUGUCUCUUACGUUGUUUCUAAUGCAAGCUGGACACCAUUGUAUGAUGUGCGGGCAUUCCAUAAAGAUAGCAGCGUACAGGUUUUGUAUUUUGCUAAUAUCAAACAAAACACUGGUGAAGAUUGGGAAGAUGCAAAGUUAUCUUUAAGUACUGCUGUGCCAAGUGUUGGUGGAAGUCCUCCUGAAUUGCAGCCGCAAGUUUUGCAAAUAAAACAACCUGAUCCUGUAAAAAUAAAAAGACAAAAAAAAAAAAGACAUAGAAGUGCUGCUCCAUCUUGGGCGCUACGAGAGCGUGACCAAGUUCAAUAUGAUGACUAUGACCCCACAAUUGAAGAUAGUGACAGUUUAAUACUUGGAAUAAUACCUGGCCGAUUGUGCCAUACGAUGUAUGGCACAAUCUCUUCCAGAAGCAAUGGCUGUUGAGGGUAUCACAAGCACAAAUUUCGAAAUUACUCGAUUAGCCACAAUUCAAUCCGAUGAUGUAGCGCACAAAGUCUCGAUAGCCCAGCUUGAUUUCUCACCUCAAUUUGAAUACUUAUCCACACCAAAAGCAGU